CAAGGAUGUAAAAUUUCUUAUAUUUUACUUGAAGUAUAUUUUAAUUUUCCUAUUUUAGAAAUUAUGUAGAUUUUAAAAUAUGCAUGUAGUUUUUUUUUAAUUAAAAAAAUGGCUUUACCAAAUACCUUUUCAUUGUCAGCAUCCAAAUCCCUAGGUAACUUUUCUUCAUGUCAGCCCCAUUUCUCCCUUUUUCCCGACCACCGAUAUGGGAGGCGCCACCGCAUCUCCGCCGUACACGCGGCGGCGGAGCAAGAAAAAUGGAGUCUUGGAAGUUGGAAAAACAAGAAGGCUCUGCAACUUCCUGAAUACCCAAAUGAAGAAAAUCUUGAAAUUGUGCUUAAGAUUCUUGAAUCAAACCCACCCCUUGUGUUUGCUGGUGAAGCAAGGAAUUUGGAGAAGAAGCUUGGUGAGGCUGCAUUGGGGAAAGCUUUUUUGUUACAAGGUGGAGAUUGUGCUGAGAGUUUUAAGGAGUUUAAUGCUAAUAAUAUUCGUGAUACUUUUAGGAUUUUGCUUCAGAUGAGUGUUGUUCUUAUGUUUGGUGGAGAAGUUCCUGUGAUUAAGGUUGGAAGAAUGGCCGGCCAGUUUGCAAAACCAAGAUCAGAUCCGUUCGAGGAGAUAAAUGGAGUGAAGUUACCAAGUUACAAGGGUGACAAUAUCAAUGGUGAUACAUUUGAUGAGAAGUCACGAAUUCCAGAUCCUCGUAGGCUUAUUCGGGCCUAUAUGCAAUCUGCUGCGACUCUUAAUCUUCUUAGAGCUUUUGCUACUGGAGGUUAUGCUGCAAUGCAGAGGGUUACUGAAUGGAAUCUUGAUUUUGUGGAGAACAGUAAGCAGGGCGAUAGGUACCAAGAACUAGCUCACAGGGUUGAUGAAGCCUUAGGAUUCAUGACUGCUGCUGGACUCACAGUCGACCACCCUAUCAUGUCAACGAUUGAUUUCUGGACAUCCCAUGAGUGCUUGCUUCUUCCUUACGAACAAGCACUUACAAGGGAGGAUUCAACUUCUGGUCUUUUCUAUGAUUGUUCUGCUCACAUGGUUUGGGUUGGGGAACGAACCAGACAAUUAGACGGUGCUCAUGUCGAGUUUUUGAGAGGAGUAGCAAAUCCGCUUGGCAUAAAGGUGAGCCAAAAGAUGGAUCCAAAUGAACUAAUUAAGCUCAUUGACAUCUUGAACCCUGCCAAUAAGCCUGGAAGAAUAACUGUAAUUGCAAGAAUGGGUGCUGAGAACACGAGAGUGAAACUUCCGCCCUUGGUCAGGGCAGUACGAGGAGCUGGUCAGACUGUGACGUGGGUUUGUGACCCAAUGCACGGGAACACCAUCAAGGCACCAUGUGGACUCAAAACUCGUGCUUUCGAUACAAUCCUGGCUGAGGUCCUAGCUUUCUUCGAUGUGCAUGAGCAAGAAGGGAGCCAUCCUGGUGGUAUUCAUCUAGAAAUGACAGGGCAAAAUGUGACUGAAUGCAUUGGCGGAUCAAGAACAGUAACCUACGAUGAUUUGGGCUCACGCUACCACACACAUUGUGAUCCGAGACUGAAUGCUUCUCAAUCUCUUGAACUUUCCUUCAAUGUAGCUGAACGACUAAGAAGACGAAGAAUGGCUACUCAACGCGUGUAGGCGUUUAGUCUGCAGUCUUGAUCUCUUAGUAUCCAAUAAACUGAGUUUCCAUCCAUCCCCUCAUAGUAGUUUGAGUAGUGUUACUAGAACUUAAGUCUGAAUAAAUAUAAGUGAUUUUGAUUAAUGUUUUUAUACACUUUUACUAAUCUUUUUGACUUGGAAACUUGAAAA
Solanum tuberosum (potato) is the source of this 1782-nucleotide messenger RNA. RefSeq names its product phospho-2-dehydro-3-deoxyheptonate aldolase 2, chloroplastic-like. Bases 109 to 1611 code for a protein of 500 amino acids. The transcript has 5 exons. Gene Ontology annotation, biological process: aromatic amino acid biosynthetic process. Gene Ontology annotation, molecular function: 3-deoxy-7-phosphoheptulonate synthase activity. The record is from RefSeq and is a predicted model, not a curated record. NCBI's taxonomy places the organism in Eukaryota, Viridiplantae, Streptophyta, Magnoliopsida, Solanales, Solanaceae.